Molecule: messenger RNA, 3615 nt
Organism: Rhagoletis pomonella (apple maggot)
Lineage: Eukaryota; Metazoa; Arthropoda; Insecta; Diptera; Tephritidae
Exons: 2
Coding region: 323-3448 (1041 amino acids)
Cellular component (GO): precatalytic spliceosome
Molecular function (GO): zinc ion binding; double-stranded RNA binding; single-stranded RNA binding
Source: RefSeq, a predicted model, not a curated record
CAGUAAACAUCGACGAACGUCGAGGUUUGAAGCCAUGACCAUCGAUGUUGCUCGAUACAUCGAUGGUUUUUUACCUCUUUAAUCGAUAGUGUUUUCGAUUUUUUUUUCCAGCUCUACGAUGUUAUUGGCUUUUAGAGCGGAAUUUCGGGAGCGUUAAAUGUUUGAUCGAUAGGUGCUUAUUGAAGAAAUUUCUGAGGUAUGUACGCGAUUACACAGCAAACGUUAUAAUUCACAAGUGUUCGAGAUCAUCAGUUCCAGAUAUUGAAUAUUGUGUUGCAUUGUAAAGUUUUCCAUUGUUAACGUAUAACGUACUUCCAUCAACAUGACAAAUACAAACGAAAACUCUAGCGAAAAUGAAAAAUUGAGUCACGUUGAAUUUUUGGAUCUAAUACCGCAUCUAUCACUUCAGGACUUGCUUUCAACUGAGUACAAAGUGGAUAAUAAAUGGAAUCUAUUAAUACAAUUAAGGGAUGCAAGCAAAAAAAUAUAUCAAUGCGCUGUGUGCAAUGUUGUACAGUCUGGUGUUAAAAAUUUAUUUGCGCAUGUGGAUGGGAAAAAACAUAAACUUAAAAUGAGCUCGAUAAAACAACUCUAUCAGGCGAAAUACACAUACGGAAAAAAUGUUAAUGAACUUUUGUUCGGCUCAAAAACUAAAAGUCCUCCAACGAAAUCUCAGCAGAGUGUGAAUACUAAAUCGUAUCAAAAUACAUCUAACAAUGAAAAUUUUGUCAAAAAUGCAUUUUUUAACUUACCCGAUAAAGCAAAAUCGACUCUACCAAAACUGGACGAAGGCAUAAAAGAUAACGCGGUAGAAAUAUUCGAUGACAUAAAUAUACAGACGUCGGAAUACCAAGCGGAAGAGACAUUAGCUAAAAGGCAAUUUAGCAAAUCGCUGCAGAAUGUUUUAGAUGAUCCAGUACCAAUAGAGUCCAAAGAAACGCAAGAUAAAUCAGAAAAAUGUGAUGUUUCGUCAACAGUUAUGGUGAUUAACGAUUAUAAAGAAGAUUGCUAUUUUGUCGAAGAAGACAAAUGUAAUUAUAGAGUAGAAAGUUUAGAUAAUAUCGAGCCAGCAGCAAAAAAAGCUAAAAUGGUGGUAAAUCCCGCAGCACUGAGCAAAAAAAAAGGGGAUGCAAUUAUAGAAGCAUUAGGCCAUGAUGAUAAAAAACCUAAAUAUCAAUCAAAUAUCACAAUAAUACCUACAAAAAUUAAACGUAGCGAAAGUUUAUUUAAUGAAUCAGAACAUGGCAGUCAACAAUUAUUUACAACGAAAAGGUUUACCUGUAAUCCACUUGAUGAUGCCGUGCAUGGCUUGGUAGGCGUAGAAUAUGUUGUGAAAAUUUUAAAGGGAUCUAAUGGUAACCAGCCCAAGUACGAAUGUGGACUGUGUGAAGUACUAAGUGAUGAUAUGGGCAUGCAAAAUCAUUUAAUUGGUUACAAUCACCGCCUUAAGUUUUGUGAAAAACACUUCCCAACAGCAAUUCGUCAAUAUCGGCAGUAUAUACGCAAUGUCAAACCUAAUGAAGUCUUCAAAGUUAUGACACCUAUAUUAAAAAGGUUAGCGAUUGCUAUUGAACAACAUCAUGGUCGUGAUUUACCAUAUGAAUGCAUUGAAAAUGAAUUCAACAUGAACCGUCAUGAGAUACUAUCUAAAGUGUUUUCAUGCCGUCAUGCAUCUGAACAGUACGGACCAACUUUUACGCAUAUAAUUGAUUCAAAAGAGGUCGAUAAGUUAAUCGAAGAGAUUGAUAAAUACCAGCCUAUCGCUAUAUCACCUAAAACUAUAGCAUUUGAUUUAGGCGCAAGGCCAACUCCAAGUAAAACUCAAUACACUAUCAACAGAAAACAACAAUCUUAUUCAACUAAUACUAAUAGAUUGGAGGCACAAUCGUUCAAUUCCUCGUUGCAUCAUUACAAUACGGAAAUUCUUCCUCUAGACAAUGAAACUCAUAAACUAAUGGUAGAAAAAUUUCUGAAAAAUAAUUGUAAACAAGGGCAUCGUUCAUCGAAGCCAGCUAACGAACUGCGGCCCACUCAAACUCUCUCACGGUCUAUUUCACCAAUUGGUAAAUUGAAUUCAAAGCGUAAAUCGCUUUCUCCAUUGCGUAAGAAUGAUGUAUGGCAGGCAUAUCGUCACUUAGUUGAUCAGAAAAUUAGGGACUUAAAUGAAGUUUUUCAAAUCUAUCGAACUGAUCCCGAAACACAUCCCGCUUAUGAUCGAGAAUGGCAGAUGUUUUGGAAGCGACGUAAGAACGAAUUAAUCGAAGCAGGACUAGAUCAUCGCGCAUAUAAUUAUCAACCAGAAUGGGUAAGGUUUUUUAACAUUCGAAUCGAAGAGUUGUAUAAUCAAUCUGUGGAAAAUAUAAAAAUUGAUGCUCGAGAAAGACUAUAUUUGCCAAUGAGUAAUGAAAGUACGUUACAUGAGAAAUAUCAUGUCCAUGUUAACUAUAGUGAAAAAGAAAAAACUACAUUAAGUGCUAAGUCUUUGAAUGAAAAAUGGCCGAGACCAGACUUAAAAGAUACUUCUAAUGAGUAUUUUAAAAAACCGCAAGUAGUUUCUGUGCUGCGAUUACUAACAGCUUUAGAAGACUAUUUGGGUAGUUUAGGUCCAAAAAUUGUAGAUCUCUUAUCUAAAGCACUUCAAGUAGAGAAGAAUAAUCCGUGUGGAUUGGAUAUUAUAAUACUGACCGAAGAAAAUUGUAGUUUAUUAGAAACUGCUAUGGAGAAGUUUAAAGGACUAAUUAUUGCUAAUAUUUUUGAGGACGUUAAACAUCAGGCUUUAAGGAAAGCUAUUGACGAAGUAGAGUGUUUACUGUCCCAAACUAAAAGAAUUAAAAGACUUCAAUCCACUUCGAAUUGCGCAGAAACGCCGAAACAAAAAAGUGACUUAUCAAAGGAAAAUCAGUUGUUAACUAAUAUACUAGCACAAGUAGACAAAAAAGAGUUAGCACUGAAAUUGGCUGGGUUGCUUGCAGCUCAGGGAAAAACAGACAUCGAUCCUGUACAGCUUCAAAAAAUUAUAUCAGUUUACAUGCUUAUUGAACAAAAAAAACAAGAAACUUUAACUACAUCAGAAGGUAAAUCAACCGAUUUGCGGAGCCAAAGUAAUCUGCGUGAUCAUCCGCUAGAAAAUAAUAAACAAUUUCCUGAGCCACAAUUUUCGUCAUAUGGAAACCCGCGUACUGACCGUAAUUUUAGUGGAAACCUUAGCAAUGCAACAUUUUAUAGCAACGAAAGUUCAAAUAGGAACAGAAAUCCGGCGUUUUCAAAUAAUUACCAACAUAGAGAUAGCAGUUUAAAUUUCGGAUAUCAACAAUCAAUUGCGCGACCACAAGAGGAGCGAAUGAAUAAUUUGUUUGAUUGGAGCACAUCUACUUUCCAUUCCUCUCAAGGACAAACUAUGAGAAACAUCGAAUGGAGUGGAAAUAACUGGAAUUGGAGAAAAUGCUAGAGCAGUUAAAAUGCUUUUCUGUAAAUUAAUAGUUCUGUUAAAAUCCAAGACUUCUACAUACUUAUAAUAUGUAGUCUGUUUUUCAUAGUAACAAUCGUGGUUAAAUUACCCAUACUUUAUGGCUAAAAUGUUGUACCAAAAUUCAUUAAAAAGAAAGUAAAAUAUAA